AUGGAUCUGCAGACAGGGCAUGUGACCUGGGAGAGCAGGCACACUUGGAGGGAGAGUGGAGUGAAAUGGCCUGCUUUUUGUCUUCCAGCUAUUCCUGCUGCUGAGAUCUCCGUGCCAGUGGUGGCAGCCCCAGGAAGUGACAUCACCCUCAGCUGUUCUUUUCCACUCAGUGAAACUGACCUACUCUUCAAUCUAAUAGUGGUCUGGGAGCAUGGUGAUGAGGUGGUGCACCGUUACUACAAAGCAACAGGCCAUCUGGAGGAGCAGAGUCCAGCAUACAGGGGGCGCACUCAGCUGUCCCCAGACAAGCUGGCUGUGGGCGAUGCCUCACUCAGGCUAACGGGGGUGCGAGCGAGUGACCAUGGCAUGUACACGUGCGAUGUGACCAAUGAGCAGGGCAGGAAGAUUUGGAAGCAGAUUUUUCUAGCAGUAGCAGCUGCAUAUGAUGAACCUGAGCUUGCCAUCCAGACCACCUGCGACAGCAUCAUCCUCACCUUCCUCUCCACCCUGGGCUUCCCUGAGCCCACUGUGCUAUGGAGAACCGAGACAGGAAGUGACAUCACCAACCGGAGCAACACCACUAUGGUCCUGAAAGGAGGGGGAAAACAUUAUGAGGUGGUGAGCGAGAUGGUGCUGAAGCAGAGUGACCCACUCAAUUGGACUGUCACAUUUGAGAUGAGGCUGGAGCUCCUCAACCAGAGCUUCUCCCGCUCCGUCAGCCUCCGCUCACUCCCAGAUUGCCGUGGAACGCCAGUGGAACCAAGGAACAGACUGUCUCUGCUUGUACCGCUAUUAGUGGUACUGGCUUGCUUAGUCAUUACUGUCUUCUGGUACAAAAAAUGCCUGUCGCAUGGACCUGGGAAAGUUGAUGUUCCCAUUGGAACAGAACCGGUUGCAGAGGAAGAAGAGGAAGAAGAGGAAGAAGGCCCAGUCUCAGUCUCAGGCCCAGUCUCAGGCCCAGUCUCAGGCCCAGUCUCAGGCCCAGUCUCAGGCCCAGUCUCAGGCCCAGUCUCAGUCUCAGGCCCAGUCUCAGGAUCCGGCCCCGGCUCCCUCCAGGUUCAGAUCGAAGGACCUCCAUGUUCACCUGAAGUCUCACGGUCACCUGAGACCCUGUACUCGCCCUGCGCUCUCCUGAAGCCCCGUGUCCUUCUGAAGCCCUGCGCUCUCCUGAAGCCCCGUGUCCAUCUGAAGCCCCGUGUCCAUCUGAAGCCCUGUGUCCGUCUGAAGCCCCGUGUCCAUCUGAAGCCCCGUGUCCAUCUGAAGCCCCGUGUCCGUCUGAAGCCCCGUGUCCAUCUGAAGCCCUGCACUCUCCUGAAGCCCUGUGUCCGUCUGAAGCCCUGCGCUCUCCUGAAGCCCCGUGUCCAUCUGAAGCCCCGUGUUCAUCUGAAGCCCCGUGUCCAUCUGAAGCCCCGUGUCCAUCUGAAGCCCUGCACUCUCCUGAAGCCCUGUGUCCGUCUGAAGCCCUGCGCUCUCCUGAAGCCCCGUGUCCAUCUGAAGCCCCGUGUCCAUCUGAAGCCCUGCGCUCUCCUGAAGCCCUGUGUCCGUCUGAAGCCCUGCGCUCUCCUGAAGCCCCGUGUCCAUCUGAAGCCCCUUGUCCAUCUGAAGCCCCGCUUCCGGCUACUUCCUUUGCUGCAUGUGCAGCACGUGCUCCGCAGCGGUGGCUGUCUGCUCAAAAGUUACUGCUGUUCGGAGCACCAGAAAUACAGUAAUGCUGCAGUAAUAAGUGCUAUUCCUGCUGCUGAGAUCUCCAUGCCAGUGGUGGCAGCCCCAGGAAGUGACAUCACCCUCAGCUGUUCUUUUCCACUCAGUGGAACUGACCUACUCUUCAAUCUAAUAGUGGUCUGGGUGUAUGGUGAUGAGGUGGUGCACAGUUACUACAAAGCAACAGACCAUCUGGAGAAGCAGAGUCCAGCAUACAGGGGGCGCACUCAGCUGUCCCCAGACCAGCUGGCUGUGGGCGAUGCCUCACUCAGGCUAACGGGGGUGCGAGCGAGUGACCAUGGCAUGUACACGUGCGAUGUGGCCAAUGAGCAGGGCAGGAACAAGAAGCAGAUUUUUCUAGCAGUAGCAGCUGCAUAUGAGGAACCUGAGCUUGCCAUCCAGACCACCUGCGACAGUGUCAUCCUCACCUUCCUCUCCACCCUGGGCUUCCCUGAGCCCACUGUGCUGUGGAGAACCGAGACAGGAAGUGACAUCACCAACCGGAGCAACACCACUAUGGUCCUGAAAGGAGGGGGAGAACAUUAUGAGGUGGUGAGCGAGAUGGUGCUGAAGCAGAGUGACCCACUCAAUUGGACUGUCACAUUUGAGAUGAGGCUGGAGCUCCUCAACCAGAGCUUCUCCCGCUCCGUCAGCCUCCGCCCACUCCCAGGUAGGGGGCAGAUACUGCGCAUACUGAACACAGGGCUACCCACACAAGGCACAAUUUUGCAGAAGGGCAGACGGGGCUCGGGACCCAGAGACGGGCAGACGGGUCUCGGAACCUGGAGACGGGCGGACGGGGCUCGGAACCCGGAUUCAGAUUGCUGUGGAACGCCAGUGGAACCAAGGAACAGACUGUUUCUGCUUGUACCGCUAUUAGUGGUACUGGCUUGCUUAGCCAUUCCUGUCUUCAGGUACAAAAGCAGCCUGCCGCAUGGACCAGGGAAAGUUGACGUUCCCGUUGGAACAGAACAGUAAGAUAAGAACAGUGUGGGUGAUUUGCCACAAUGAGGUUUGAGGAGGAGUUGUAGGAGGAGUAACUGUACAAUUU
This is a messenger RNA of Conger conger (European conger), 2752 nucleotides long. RefSeq names its product CD276 antigen-like. The record is from RefSeq and is a predicted model, not a curated record. The transcript is spliced from 9 exons. Bases 1 to 2679 code for a protein of 892 amino acids. NCBI's taxonomy places the organism in Eukaryota, Metazoa, Chordata, Actinopteri, Anguilliformes, Congridae.